Octodon degus (degu) is the source of this 1316-nucleotide messenger RNA. RefSeq names its product CD47 molecule (gene Cd47). The transcript is spliced from 11 exons. Gene Ontology annotation, molecular function: thrombospondin receptor activity. Bases 132 to 1097 code for a protein of 321 amino acids. Gene Ontology annotation, cellular component: extracellular exosome; plasma membrane. NCBI's taxonomy places the organism in Eukaryota, Metazoa, Chordata, Mammalia, Rodentia, Octodontidae. The record is from RefSeq and is a predicted model, not a curated record. Gene Ontology annotation, biological process: positive regulation of inflammatory response; positive regulation of cell-cell adhesion; positive regulation of phagocytosis.
GGCUGGCGGGCGGGGGUCGGCGGGGCCGCGCGCGCGCGUGCCCGGUGUUGCCUGUGACUGUGCGGCUGGUCCUGCCUGUGCAGGCGGCGGAGGCGGCCGUUUCUCCAGACACCCGGUCUGCCGGCGCGGAGAUGUGGCCCCUGGUGGCGACGCUGCUGCUGGGCUCCUGGUGCUUUGGUUCAGCUCAACUCCUGUUAAAUAAGACCAAAUUUGUAGAAUACACCAUUUGUAAUACAACUGUUGUCAUCCCGUGCUUUGUUAUUAAUGUUGGGGCACAAAGCACAAAAGAAAUGUAUGUAAAGUGGAAGUUUAAUGGAACAUAUAUUUUUAACUAUGAUGGAAAUCAAAAUAAUUCUACUGCAAACCAGAACUUUUCGAGCGCAAAAAUUGCAGUCUCUAAAUUACUAAAAGGUGACGCCUCUUUGAAGAUGAGUAAGGAUGACGUUAAAGUAGGAAACUACACGUGCGAGGUGACAGAACUGAGCAGAGAAGGAGAGACGGUUGUGGAAGUGAAGUACCGUGUGGUUUCAUGGUUUUCUCCAAAUGAAAAUAUUCUCAUUGUUAUUUUCCCAAUUUUGGCUAUACUUCUGUUCUGGGGACAAUUUGGUAUUUUAACACUUAAAUAUAAAUCCAAUUGUACAAGUAUGAAAAUCAUUCUUCUACUUAUUGCUGGACUGCUGCUCACUAUAAUUGUCAUCGUUGGAGCCAUUCUUUUCAUUCCAGGAGAAUAUUCCAUAAAGAAUUCUUUUGGACUUGGUUUCAUUGUAAUUUCUACAGGAAUAUUAAUAUUACUUCAGUACAAUGUCUUUAUGACAGCUUUCGGGAUGACCUCAUUCACGAUUGCCAUACUGAUCACGCAGGUGCUGGGCUAUGUCCUCGCCGUGGUUGGACUUUGUCUCUGUGUCACAGCAUGCGUACCAGGGCAUGGUCCUCUUCUGAUUUCAGGUUUGGGUAUCAUAGCUCUAGCAGAAUUACUUGGACUAGUUUAUAUGAAAUUUGUGGCUUCCAAUCAGCGGACUAUACAACCUCCUAGGAAAGCUGUAGAGGAACCCCUUAAUGCAUUUAAAGAAUCAAAAGGAAUGAUGAAUGAGGAAUAAUUGAAGCAAAAUGAUGAACUCUGAUUUGGAGAGUCAUAAGACGUGAAGGAAUACACUUGUGUUUAAGCACCAUGGCCUUUGAUGAAUCACUGGUGGGAAGAAGAAGAAAAAAAGUAACUGGUUUUCAUCUGUGGGAGAGAAGUCAUUGACCCAUAAAUGAUUAUUCCAGUUUUUAUUCAAAGCAGCUGUAAUUUAGUUAAUAAAAGCAGUAUGACCUGU